AUGUCUUUGGCAGUCGAUCGCAUUAGGAGUCUCUCAGACCAACACCCCAAACCGUCUAAUAUCCACUUUCAGUAUGGCACUGCCGGAUUCAGAACGCUCGGAAGUAUCUUAGAUUCGGUGAUGUUCAGAGUCGGUAUAUUGGCCGCUCUGCGAAGUAAGAAAUUGGAUGGUAAGACCAUCGGAGUUAUGGUCACUGCAUCCCACAACCCUGAGCCUGACAAUGGUGUGAAGCUCGUUGAUCCCCGCGGGGAAAUGUUAGAAUCUGCAUGGGAAGUCCAUGCCACUGUCCUCGCUAAUGCACCGACAACGGAUGCCUUCAUCGAAGCCUUGGACACAUUCGUCCGAACACUCAAGAUAGAUCUGUCAAAACCUGCGAAGGUUGUUUAUGCUCGAGACACUCGGCCGUCAGGUCCCGCAUUGAUCUCGGCGAUCGAGGAUGGUAUCAAUGCUAUGGACGCCGAAGGGCGCGACGCCGGAGUGACAUCAACACCCGUGCUGCAUUACUUGGUGAGGGCAAUCAAUACCAAAGGCACAAAGGAUGAAUACGGAGAAGAUUCGGAGGAGGGCUACCUGAGGAAGCUUACUGUUGCUUUCAAAAAACUUGUGGCCGGAAAACCUGCUCCUCCCCCUUUACUCAUAGAUUGUGCAAAUGGCGUUGGUGCCCAGGUCGCCCACAAACUUGCGGAACAUCUUGGUGAUGCUGUCCGGCUGAUUCCUGUCAAUACGGCCACAACCACGCCUGGCGCUUUAAAUAACUCUUGUGGUGCAGAUUUUGUGAAAACAUCCCAGAAGCUCCCCCCUUCGUUGAACUCCCAGCUUACAGCUGGUCAGAGAGGAUGCAGCCUUGACGGAGACGCCGAUCGGCUGAUCUAUUACUACAUGGAUAGUCGCAACCAGUUCCAUAUGCUCGACGGAGAUAAAAUCGCUGCACUGGUGGCCGCAUUCAUCGUCGAUCUGACCAAAGCAGCUGGGCUUGAUGACCAGAUCAAAGUGGGCAUCGUGCAAACGGCCUACGCUAACGGUGGCUCAACUAAGUAUCUAUCGGAGCGUCUGCCUGUCAAAUGCGUUCCUACUGGUGUGAAGCAUCUCCACCACGCCGCAGAAAAAUAUGAUGUUGGGGUAUACUUUGAAGCCAACGGCCACGGGACUGUUCUAUUUUCUCCGGAGAGCCUUGAAAAACUCUCUUCCUAUGAGCCAUCUACUCCAGCUCAGUCCACUGCGCUGAACCACAUCAUCAACCUCACGCAAUUGAUCAACCAGACGGUCGGCGAUGGGCUGUCGGACAUGCUUCUCGUUGAGGUUGUUCUGUCGCACAAAUCCUACAGUGGAGAAGAAUGGGACUCAUCAUAUGUUGAUCUGCCGAAUCGAUUAGUCAAAGUCGUGGUUGCCGACAGGAAUAUUUUCAGGACCGAGGACGCAGAACGCCGGUUGAUCAGUCCGCCCGGUAUACAAGCCAAAAUCGACGAGCUAGUCCGUCGUUAUGAGGGUGGACGCUCCUUCGUCAGGCCGAGUGGAACGGAAGACGUUGUUCGGGUAUAUGCGGAAGCCAUGAACAGAACCCAGGCCGAUGAAUUGGCCUUCCGCGUGGCGGGGCUGAUCUAUGAUGAGACGGGUGGGGAUCCAGGUCGCCGUCCGGUGGAGUUUCUGUGA
This is a messenger RNA of Fibroporia radiculosa, 1650 nucleotides long. RefSeq lists its product as uncharacterized. The transcript is spliced from 6 exons. Bases 1 to 1650 code for a protein of 549 amino acids. Gene Ontology annotation, biological process: carbohydrate metabolic process; UDP-N-acetylglucosamine biosynthetic process. The record is from RefSeq and is a predicted model, not a curated record. Gene Ontology annotation, molecular function: phosphoacetylglucosamine mutase activity; magnesium ion binding. Lineage: Eukaryota; Fungi; Basidiomycota; Agaricomycetes; Polyporales; Fibroporiaceae.